AUGAAGUUGGAUGUGAGUAAUAUGAGAUUUAUAAGUAAAGAUGAAUGGCGAAUAUUGACUGCAGUAGAGAUGGGUAUGAGAAACCACGAGUAUGUAUCUCCACAAUUAAUAGAAUCCAUUAGUAAUUUAAGAAGAACAGGUAGUUAUCAAUUAUUACAGAAUUUAUUAAGAAAUAAGUUAGUAUCUAGGGAAAGUAAGAUAUAUGAGGGAUAUAAGUUAUCAUAUUUGGGAUAUGAUUUCUUGGCUUUAAGAGCACUGAACAAAAGAGGAAUUAUAUCAUCAGUAGGAGCAAGAAUAGGAGUUGGUAAGGAGAGUGAUAUACAUAUAGCAGCUAAUGAAAAAGGAAGGUUGGUAUGUUUAAAAUUGCAUAGAUUAGGGAGAAUAUCUUUUCGAAAUGUAAAGAAUACAAGAGAUUAUUUGAGGAAUAGAAAAGCAUCAUCUUGGUUAUACUUAUCAAGAUUAGCAGCUUUGAAGGAGUAUAGUUGUUUAAAAGCAUUAUAUGAAAAUGGAUUUAAUGAGGGUGAAAUUAAAGUUCCUGAACCAAUUGAUUGGAACCGUCACGCCAUAGUAAUGGAGUUAAUAGAUGCUGUACCACUCAAUUCUGUCAAACAGUUGGAAGAUCCCUAUGGAGCAUUGGAAAGACUAAUGAAGAUGAUUAUACGAUUAGCAGAUUGUGGAUUAAUACAUGGAGAUUUUAAUGAGUUUAAUUUAUUAAUAGAUUCCAAAGAAAACAUAACAUUGAUUGAUUUUCCUCAAAUAGUUAAUACAGACCAUAUUAAUGCUGAGAUGUAUUUUAAAAGGGAUGUUAAUUGUGUGAUUGAGCUUUUUAGAAAGAGAUUUGGCAUUCAGGUAACAGAGUAUCCAAAGUUUGAAGAUGUAAUUGUAUUUAAUAGCGAUAAUGUUCACAGCUCAAAUAGGAUCAUCAAUAUUAGUAAGAUAGAUAGGGAUAUGAAUAGGCUUGAUUACCUGAACACUAUAAUCUCUCAAAAGGCUGAGCAGGAUAACUCAGAAGGACAGGAAUUACAGGAGGAUGGAUCAACUCAAGAAGAAGAGGAGCAGGAGGAUGAGGAGCAAGAAGAAGAAGAAGAAGAAGAAGAAGAAAGUCAUGAUGAUGAUGAUGAUGAAGAUGAUCAUGAUCAUGAUCAUGAUAACGAUGAUAAUUAUGAUGAUGAUGAUUAUAAUACUGAUGAUGAUGGCGAAAAGCAAGAAUACGAUGAAUUCAAAGCGAGGAUGAUUAACGAAAGAAUGAAUAAUUUGUGGCUACCUAAGAAAAAGAAGACACAACUGAACCAGGACAAAAUAAGGAGAUAUUUGGUGAGUCAAUAUGACAAACACCACAAUUCUAAAGGAAAUUCUGGCUCAAAAAAGAGCAGAGAGUAUAGAAAAACAAAGGCAAUGAUAGAUAGUAUAAAGAAUGACUAUUAG
Messenger RNA from Cryptosporidium ubiquitum, 1425 nucleotides. Its product is annotated as kinase domain-containing protein. The record is from RefSeq and is a predicted model, not a curated record. Bases 1 to 1425 code for a protein of 474 amino acids. The transcript has a single exon. Gene Ontology annotation, molecular function: ATP binding; protein serine/threonine kinase activity. Gene Ontology annotation, biological process: protein phosphorylation; maturation of SSU-rRNA. NCBI's taxonomy places the organism in Eukaryota, Apicomplexa, Conoidasida, Eucoccidiorida, Cryptosporidiidae. Gene Ontology annotation, cellular component: preribosome, small subunit precursor; nucleus; cytosol.